Dimorphilus gyrociliatus is the source of this 829-nucleotide messenger RNA. The record is from the annotation of a GenBank genome assembly. NCBI's taxonomy places the organism in Eukaryota, Metazoa, Annelida, Polychaeta, Dinophilidae.
GAUGAAUUUGAAUAAAUUUAGUUUAAACUUUGAAAAUAAAGGCAAAUUACAUCAAGAGAUUUUGAAUAGCCUGCAGAAUUCCUUUGAUUCCAAAUUGGAAUUUGUUCAAGGAACAAUAUACAUUCAAACAACUAACGGUCCAGUACUUCUGGCUCUAUCGUAUAACACUGUAUCUGAUAAUAGUAAUUUCCUACCAAAACACACCUGUUCGAGAUCUAGCAAUUCAAAGAUUGAGAAAGACAUUGAUGAAGCUUUUAAUUCGUCUCUUAAGUGUGAUGUAGAAUCAGCUAAAACCAUUCGGAAAAACCAUAAUACACAAUUAGAUCUGCAUAGAACUAGCUCGUCAUUAACCGAACAGACUGACAGUAUUGGAGGAGUUGAAACCAAGGUAUCAGCACUGAAGGCCUAUGAACAUAGGAAAACAGGAAGGAGACGGCGUAAAUCUCUAAAUAACGUAAUAGUUUUAGAUGAGGAAGCAACGACUAAAGAGGAGGAGGCACCUAUAGCGAAGAUAACGAGACGUAAACGGUUGAAAAAACUUGAUUCGAAGAAAAACACGGAAGAGACUUCUAAUUUUAUAUCAUUUGAAAAUGUACUAACUACAAGAAAUUAUCAACAAAACAAUACGAAAGAAACGACUAGAGAGAAAUUACGUGAAGAAGAAAUUCGAAAGUAUCUUCACGAAGACAUUUAUGAGGAAGAAGACUUUGAUUGUAGUGAUUACAAUCCAGUAGAUUUUGAAAAUUUACCGAAUCUACCAUUCAAGGAGACAAAAUUUGGAAAAACGUAUGCCAGAAGACGACGAUUGGAUAGUCAAUUAACGUUUUAA